CGCAUGCGCAUAUUUUAACCAAUCAACGCGCUGUUUGAUUUAAAUCCACAAUUUUCAAAAAGAAAACCUUCAUUUCGUUCUUGGCAGUACGGUGUGUAAGUUUUUUCGCUGAAAAUGAAUUCAAUAUAUAAAUCUAGAGGCAUUGUUGGUGGGCGCUUCGGCGUGGCCGAAGUGUCACGGAAUGUUCGAGCCACGGAAAGGGCUGCCCUGCGGAAAUCAAGGAGAGGUCAGGAGACAGAUAAACGUCGGAAUAUCGGCAGUCCGCUUACAGUUUCUUCCAGUCCUGAACGUAAAUUAACUCUAGUUGAAAAACUGGCAUUGUAUAAGAAAGAGAAAGCGAAAAAAGCCGGAAAUGCAAAGCACAAGAAGAAAAUAUUUAAAGUUGCUCAUAUUGUAUAUGAUGACAAGCAGUGGUUUUCUUCUGGGCAGCCAGGCAAAAUAAAACCAAAGGCUCAAGUCAGAAAUCAUGAGCGGACAAGAUUUUCUGCCAGGUUAGCUUCAAAACAAAAGGAGCUUCAAAAGAAGAAUGCCGUCGCAAAAAAAUCAACUAUUCCAGAUUGUAAGUCAGUAUUUGUUUAUUGCCAUCAUUUUCAUAGUACUCAGUUUUCAGUUCUCAUAUGCCUCAGAAUACAUUCAAAAUUAUUUUUUUCGAAAAGAAAUUAUUUGUACAAUAAUGUAAUUGAUAAAUGCUGGAACAUUUUAAUGGUUUUUUAG
This is a messenger RNA of Saccoglossus kowalevskii, 714 nucleotides long. RefSeq lists its product as uncharacterized. NCBI's taxonomy places the organism in Eukaryota, Metazoa, Hemichordata, Enteropneusta, Harrimaniidae. Gene Ontology annotation, molecular function: microtubule binding. Gene Ontology annotation, biological process: mitotic spindle organization; regulation of mitotic cell cycle; kinetochore assembly. The record is from RefSeq and is a predicted model, not a curated record. Gene Ontology annotation, cellular component: nucleus; spindle pole centrosome; cytoplasm.